CAGUCUUCAUGGAGACCUUUGUGUUUACGUUGCGGCUGCAGCAGCUGCGUUGCAGUGCUCUGGUAUUCCGUCUGCAGACCCAUCACCCCAGGAAGAGAACGGUGGCAGAGUGUGUCCUCUGCCUCAGACAGCUGGGCCCUGAGGAGACACAGCACUGGAUGGAGCUCAGCCCCCCCUCCAAGACCACAGUGUGUCACGCUGAGCUGCACCUGGCCACCUGUUUCCAGCCGGUUAACGGACGCAUCCAACUGCAGGUCCUCGCUGCCCAGAACCUCCCAGCUCCACUCAGCCAGGCGUUCUUUGUGAAGAUAUUGAUGCAGCUGCAGGGCACGGUGGUGAUGAAGAAGAAGACUCACACCCUAAAGUCCUCCGGAGGUCAGCUGACCUGGACUGAGUCUUUCUACUUCCCCUUCGCUUUGGACCAGGGCUUCCUGCUGUCAGUCAAACUCUACAGCCGCAGUUCUGUCAGACGGAAACACUACCUCGGACAGGUUCACCUUGGCUUCGACAGCCCAACACAGGAAGCAGCAGAGCAGUGGAGGGACAGCAUUUCUCACCCUGAGACGAUGGUGGCUGUAUGGCACAGACUCGACGGAUUCUGACACACCUGUAUAAAUUCACACAGUGUCCCAAAGGAGUUGACAGCCUCACCUGUAUCGCCACCUGUACUGCCACCUAGUGGUAUAAAGUACUUCAGUAAAAAUACUUUAGUAGUUUUUGGAGGUAUCUGUACUUUAUUUUACUAUUUAUAUGUUUGCCAACUUUUAAUUUGACUUCACUACAUUCCUAAAGUAAAUAAUGACCUUGUAUUAUUUUGUAGAUAAAGUAUGUAGAUUACACAUUUAUGUUGCAUAGACUUGUUUUGUGUAGUGCCAUAUGUUGUAUGUUCAGUUGAUAUAAUAUAAUAUUUUGGAGGACAGUUAUUUGGCAGCAGGGUAGCCUAGUGGUUAGAGCAUUGGGCCAGUAACCGAAAGGUUGCAAGUUCGAAUCCCGAGCUGACAAGGUAGAAGGAAAUCUGUUGUUCUGCCCCCUGAACAAGACAGUUAACCCACUGUUCCCCGGUCUUUGUAAAUAAGAAUUUGUUCUUAACUGACUUAAAUAAUGGUAUAAUAAAAAUAUAAAGCAGUCAUGAAGUUCUGUUGCAUGAA
Oncorhynchus masou masou (cherry salmon) is the source of this 1148-nucleotide messenger RNA. Its product is annotated as tandem C2 domains nuclear protein-like. Lineage: Eukaryota; Metazoa; Chordata; Actinopteri; Salmoniformes; Salmonidae. Gene Ontology annotation, cellular component: nucleus. The record is from RefSeq and is a predicted model, not a curated record. The transcript has 4 exons. The coding region runs from base 9 to 602 and encodes 197 amino acids.